Messenger RNA from Bombus pascuorum, 462 nucleotides. Its product is annotated as LIRP-like. The record is from RefSeq and is a predicted model, not a curated record. Lineage: Eukaryota; Metazoa; Arthropoda; Insecta; Hymenoptera; Apidae. The coding region runs from base 1 to 462 and encodes 153 amino acids. Gene Ontology annotation, cellular component: extracellular region. The transcript has 3 exons. Gene Ontology annotation, molecular function: hormone activity.
AUGAGAAUGUACGCAAAUCGAUUAUACGCGCUCAUGAGUUUAAUACUCGUGAUAGUGAUCCUAAUACCGGUAGCGGAACAUGCAUCGGAUACAUACAAGCAGCGGAACAUACAUGGAUCGGAUGUAUUUCAAUAUGGUCAAAAGGGACAAUCUAGGGAUCAAUCUCGAGAUCAAUCUCGAGAUCAAUCUAUGACAGAAAUGCAUCAAUACUGUGGACGAAUUUUGUCAAGUACUUUACAGAUAAUAUGCGGUAGUGUUUACAAUAGCCGAUUUAAAAAAAGCAAUCAAGAGAUGGAGAUGGAUGAUUAUAUGGCCUAUAGUUACGAUCUGCAUCCUUAUAAGUCUAUCAAGAAUGCGAAAAAAAUGAUUAGAUUUCGAAGAAAUGGACGAGGAAUUCACGAGGAAUGUUGUUUAAAAUCUUGUACGACCGAGGAGCUGCGCUCCUAUUGCGGUGCUCGUUAA